Molecule: messenger RNA, 546 nt
Organism: Lathyrus oleraceus (garden pea)
Lineage: Eukaryota; Viridiplantae; Streptophyta; Magnoliopsida; Fabales; Fabaceae
Exons: 1
Coding region: 1-546 (181 amino acids)
Source: RefSeq, a predicted model, not a curated record
AUGGUCGGGCAAGAAAUACCUGUUGGGGAGGGUAAUUCACCUGUGAUAGUUGUUAAUUGGAACCAGGAUGCUAACCAAUUGGUCCAUCAAGUUCGACAGGGAAAUCUGUUGGGAGAAAAUAACUUAACAACCAUUGUGGAAAGAAUAAUGGAUCAAAAUGGGGUUAAUAUGGGCAUGCAAAUGCCAAACUACAUAUCUCCUCUACUAGAGUAUGUGUUACAAACUGAAUUACCAAGGGGAUGGGAAGUCCUUAAAUUUACAAAAUUUGCUGGUGGCACAAACAACUCUACUGUCGAACACGUUGCUCGUUACCUAACUAAGGCAGGUGACAUUGCAAACAACGAGAACCCGAGGAUGAAAUACUUCCCUAGUUCUCUAACAAAGAAUGAUUUCACAUGGUUUACCACUUUACCUCCUUAUUCAAUCCAUGAUUGGGCAUGUCUAGAGAGGUUAUUUCAUGAGCAGUUCUACAUGGGGCAAUCUAAGAUUAGUCUGAAGGAAUUGUCAAGCGUCAAGCGAAAGUUCGCUGAGUCGGUUGAUGAUUAA